This is a messenger RNA of Lycium ferocissimum, 1536 nucleotides long. RefSeq lists its product as uncharacterized. The coding region runs from base 1 to 1536 and encodes 511 amino acids. The record is from RefSeq and is a predicted model, not a curated record. Lineage: Eukaryota; Viridiplantae; Streptophyta; Magnoliopsida; Solanales; Solanaceae. The transcript is spliced from 2 exons.
AUGGACGACUAUUAUGUUUGGACUCGUCAUGGAGAAAUUGAGGGUAGUGCCAGUAAUGUUUGCAAUCAUAAUUUUGUUGUUGGUGAAAGUAGUCAAGAUCCUAGAUUGCAUGAAAUGGUUAUGGAUGCUCUUGGGAUGUACAAUAAGGGUAACAACCAACAACCUGUUGAUCAACCUCCCAAUGAAGAGGCACAAUGUUUUUAUGCACAAUUAGAGUAUGCUAGUCAUCCAUUUUGCGAAGGUAUGUCACACUCUGCGUUGUCUGUUGCCGUUAGACUGCUAAGUAUUAAAUUGGAUGUGAAUAUUUCUAUAGCGGGCAUGACCGCUAUGAUUGGGCUUAUGAAAGAACUUAACCCGAACUUAGACAUACCCGAUGAUUACUACAAAGCAAAAAAAUUGGUUUCCAAAUUAGGUCUCUCGUCUAUGAAAAUUGAUUGUUGUGAAAAAGUUUGCAUGUUGUAUUAUAGGGAUGAUGCAGAUUUAGAGAAUUGCAAAGUUUGUGGAAUAUCUUAUUUUAAACAGCUUGCCAGCGAUAAGAGGGUUGCAGUUAAGGCGAUGCAUAAUUUACCUCUUAUAGCAAGGUUAAAGAGGUUGUAUGCAUCACUGAGUUCCGCUCCUCAUAUGAGAUGGCACUAUGAAAAUAGAAGGCCACCCGGUGUUUUGUGUCAUCCAUCAGAUGGAGAAGCAUGGAAGCAUUUUGAUAGAACGUUUCCGGAUUUUGCUAAUGAACCAAGGAAUGUUCAAUUGGGGUUGUGUGUUGACGGAUUCACACUAUUUUCUAUGUCAGCUGCACCAUAUUCAUGUUGGCGAGUCUUUGUCACAUCGUAUAAUCUUCCGCCUGAGAUAUGUAUGACAAGUCCAUAUUUGUUCCUAACUUGCAUUGUCCCGGGUUCACGUAAUCCAAAAAAUUUGAUUGAUGUAUAUUUGCAGCCUUUGAUUCAUGAGUUACAGACUUUGUGGCACGAAGGGUGGGCUGGCAAAUUAGCUUGUCCUUGUUGUAUGGAAAACACUGAAUCGUUCACUUUAAAACACGGAGGCAAGAAUUCAUGGUUUGAUUAUCACCGUCAGUUCUUACCAGUGGAUCAUGAGUUUAGGAGUAUGAGAAAUGCAUUCAGGAAGAAUAAAACGGAACUUGACUUACCACCGCCAACAUUGUCAGGGGAGCAAAUUUGGGAGAGGGUUAGGGACUUGCCUAAGGUGAUAGAAACUCUACCUUCUAGAUUAAAUAGAUAUGGGGUUGAGCAUAAUUGGAUGAAACAGAGCAUAUUCUGGGAGUUACCUUAUUGGAAGCAUAAUCUUCUCCGACAUAAUCUUGACGUCAUGCAUAUUGAAAAGAAUUAUUUUGAUAAUCUAUUUAAUACAGUGAUGGAUGUUAGGGACAAGACAAAAGAUAACAUAAAGGCCAGGAAGGACUUAAUGGAAUAUUGUAGGCGACAAGAAUUGCAUCUACAACAAUCAAAAAACAAAAAUAAGAUCAUCAAGCCAAAGGCCAGUUAUACAUUCACUUUGGAGGAUAAACGAAAGAUUUGUGAGUGA